ACCACAUAUGGACAAUAUGUAAAAGCUUUGGUGAGAAAAUCCUUUGUUACCCAUUACAGGCCUGCUACAUAGAUUGUGUGAAAGUGCAGAUGAACUGGAUCGAACCCAGAGGAGUUCAAAGUUCCUAUCGACUGUGAUUUACCAACUGUGAAAAUGAAUACCUCUCUGUAUAAAAUUCACUGUGCACAUCUUGUCACUGGGUAAAAAAUGAACAGUACACGAUUCAUGUGCACACUGGUUACUAAAAAUUAGAGGGAAUAUUGGAGGGAAGGAGGGGAGACUUCCAGUGUCCCUGAUGCCCUCACCUACAAGAUGUGUAUUCAGCUGCAGUUUGUAACCCUGCACUUUAAGGUGUUGGAUCUUGAAAUGGGUGAAUUCCAGAUCAUCCAGCAGUAGGACGGGGUGAAAGAUAUGACAUGAAGAGAGGUGAGUUCCACCCAAGGUGCAGGACACAGGAAACUGGGUGAGAAUCGGGAAGGGGAAUGAGAUUAAAUAGCCAUCGUAGAGUACUCCAGUGCCAUGCCUGCACAAUAACAAGAGGAACACUUUAGAAACUGUUGGGGGGAGGAAAGUCAAAGGGCUGAUAAGUGGCUUUGUUAGGGGAACAGAGCAAGAGGCAAUUAAUAUCUUAGUGGUAAGGCUUACUAGAGCUAGUGGGGGUUGGGGCUGAUAUGGUUAAAGUAAGUUGUAGGGGGAAUGGGAGCCAGAAUGACAGAACAGAUAGUGGAGAUGGUGAAUUGAAUUGACUUUAUUAUGUACAUCCUUCAUAUAGAUGAGUAGAAAUAUUUACAUUACAUUACUGUCUAAAUGUGCAAUGUGUAAUUGAAAUUGAUUUAUAAUGUUUAGUUUGUAUAUAGGACAGUCAAGAAAGCAAUUAAUCAGUCUGAUGGCCUGGUGGAAGAUGAUGUCCCGGAGCCUGUUGCUGUGGUACCGUUUCCUGGAUGGUGGCAGCAAGAACAGUUUGUGGUUGUGAACUUUUUUAGGUGUAUAAGAUGAUGAGGGGUAUUGAUCGUCUGGAUAGCCAGAGGAUUUUUCCCAGGGCUGAAGUGUCUAACACGAGGGAGCAGAGUUUUCAGGUGCUUGGAAAUAGAUACCGACGGGAUGUUGGGGUUAAAAAUGACAAGGAAUUUGUCUACGGGAAUCCCGAACACAACACACCAGUUUUGCUGUCUCUGUCCAGAUACUUAAGAAGAGGAGCAAGCGAUUCACUCGAUCAUCCUUCCUGCUCAGACUGCGGAGAGGGAUUCACUCGAUCAUCCUUCCUGCUCAGACUGCGGAGAGGGAUUCACUCGAUCAUCCUUCCUGCUCAGACUGCGGAGAGGGAUUCACUCGAUCAUCUGACCGACUGGCACGCCUGUAAUUUCAAACAUCUGCUCAGACAGUGGGAAUGGAUUCAGUCGGUCAACUCAACUGAAGGUACAGCAGCAAGUUCACACAGGGACGAGACCACUCACCUGUUCUGUGUGUGAGAAGGGAUUCAGUCAGUCUUCCCACCUGCAGACACACCAGUCAGUUCACCCUGGGCAGAGGCUGGUCAUCUGCUGAAUUUGUGGGGAAGGAUUCACUCGGUCAUCUGACCUAAUGGCUCACCAGCGAGUUCACACUGGAGAGAGGCCGUUCACCUGCUUGGACUGUGGGAAAGGAUUCACUCAGUCAUGCCAUCUGAAGGUACAUCAGCGAAUUCACACUGGGGAGAGGCCGUUCACCUGCUUGGACUGUGGGAAGGGGUUCACUUGGUCAUGCCAUCUGAAGCUACAUCAGAGAGUUCACACUGGGGAGAGGCCAUUUACCUGCUCAGUCUGUGGGAAGAGAUUCACUCAGUCAUCCAGCCUAAUGGCUCACCAGCAAGUUCACACUGGAGAGAGGCCGUUCACCUGCUUGGACUGUGGGAAGGGGUUCACUUGGUCAUGCCAUCUGAAGGUACAUCAGCGAAUUCACACUGGGGAGAGGCCGUUCACCUGCUCAGACUGUGGGAAGGGAUUCACUCAGUCAUCUGAACUGAAGGUACAUCAGCGAGUUCACACUGGAGAGAGGCCGUUCACCUGCUCAGACUGUGGGAAGGGAUUCACUUCGUCAUCUCAACUGAAGGUACAUCAGCGAGUUCACACUGGAGAGAGGCCGUUCACCUGCUCAGACUGUGGGAAGGGAUUCACUCAGUCAUCUGAACUGAAGGUACAUCAGCGAGUUCACUCUGGUGAAAGGCCAUUCACCUGCUCAGACUGUGGGAAAAGAUACACUCAGUCAUUUAAGCUCAAAAUACAUCAGCGAGUUCACACUGGAGAGAAGCCGUUCACCUGCUCAGACUGUGGGAAGGGAUUCACUCAGACAGCCCACCUACGAUCACACAUGUCAGUUCACACUGGGAAGAGGCCGUUUACCUGUUCAUACUGUGGGGAGGGAUUCAUUUUGUCAUCACAGCUGCUGGCACAUCAGCGAGUUCACACUGGGGAGAGACCGUUCACCUGCUCAGACUGUGGGAAGGGAUUCACACAGUCGUACAGCCUACUGGUUCACCAGCGGCUUCACACCGGCGAGCGGCCGUUCACCUGUUCGGACUGUGGGAAGGGAUUCACUUGCUUAGCUAAACUGAAGCUACAUCAGAGAGUUCACACUGGAGAGAGGCCGUUCACCUGCUCAGACUGUGGGAAGGGAUUCAUUUGCUCAUCUGAACUGAAGGUACAUCGGAGAGUUCACACUGGGGAGCGGCCGUUCAUCUGCUCAGAAUGUGGGAAGGGAUUCAUUCAAUCAUCCACUCUGAAAGUACAUCAGCGAGUUCACACCAGAGAGAGGCCAUUCACCUGCUCAGAGUGUGGGAAGGGAUUCACUCAGUUAGGUAACCUACAAGCACACCAGCGAGUUCACACUGGGGAGAGGCCGUUCACCUGUUCAGACUGUGGGAAGGGAUUCACUCAGUCAUCCAGCCUACAAGCACACAGGUCAGUUCAUACUGGGGAGAAGCUGUUCACCUGCUGAAGCCUGAAUUAUACCUCUGCAUAGACGCUAUGCCAUUGUGAGCAUUUCUACUUAUGAUUUUGUGUGUCUGCAUCACUGCCAAAAUGCUAGUUGGUGUUGGGGUUCUGUGCUACUGUGUUGAAUUGACUUGUGUUGAGUUGCGAACAAUGGCGACUGCUGACUACGUCUUGUUGGAGUUGGAGCUAAUCAAUGUUGCAGAAGUGUUACUUUUUUUGAAAUUACUGCAACGCAGAAAAAUGAGAAAUUUCUCCAUUACCUUUUGCAGUCCAUGAUGUCCAAAGCAAUGUUGGAAAUUUCUUUGCACGAUUUUGAUGCCAUUUUCAAGUCUUUAUUGUCUGCCAAUGAAGAGUCGUGCACAUGUACAUAUUUUCUGACUACCUCACCUAACCUCUCCUUGAUGUGGUCCACUGUCCAACUUCGAAGCAAGAGGAAAUGCGCAGGAGGAAACUGGCAGCUGCCAAGUGGACCAAUCAUAGUUCUUGCCAUCUGUGUUACCGCGACGUGUAGCUGCAUUUUUGAGAAGGUGCGCGUUAGGCUACAUUAGGCGAAGGACUCUCAUGGGGGCACUACAUGGAGUAGGUUGCAUUCUGGCUUUGCUCUGUUCAUUUUAAAUUUACUUACCACCCCUUUGACAUCUUUAUCAAAGUGUUUAUAACAACUUUAUCUGUUUGAAUUUGAAUUUGAUUUGACUGAAAUGGCUAACAGAGGAAGAAAGGCAUUAGCCGAAGGCAAGGAAACCGGUGAUGGAAAUGGAAAGAAAGAAGAUGUCUUUGAACAGCCUAAAAAGUUUCAACUUACUUUACAGGCUAUCUCGAAUCUUUUGGAUGAAAAACUUGAUGAAAGAUUUACUACCUUGGAAGUAUGGUUAAAGGAGAGCGAAGGUAGGUUGGCAACACUUGAAAAGAAGAAUGAAAAACAGCAGCGGCAAUUUUCAGAGCUUAUUAAACCGGGAUCAUAAAUUGAAUUCUUUGGAAAAGAAGUGAACUUUGACCACUCAUACAUUGGAGCAGAAUAAAGUCAGGUUUACUGAUUUGGAGAGUCAAAGCCACAGACUGAAUUUGCGAAUAAUAGACUCAGUGAGGACGUUGAGAGCCGGGAUCUUACUCAGUUUUUUUCUCAAUUCUUCAUCUCAUUUUUCAAUCUUUUUUAUUGGUUUCCAAAUAAAGAAUAUACAAAUCGGAAGAGGAGUUUAACAAGUAGAUAAUAUAAAAAAAUAUAUAAACAGCAGUAGUAAAAACAGAAAGUAUAUCAUGUCAAAAUCAAAUGGAUAAAAUGCUUCCUUGGAAUAAUCCCAAAAAUUGCUGUGUGGAUUAGGUUGAACAUCUGCAUCUAUAACUUUAGAUAAUAUUCCAAACACAUCCCUCCAAAAAUUAUUUAAACUUAACUCAUGAACAAAACAUAUGAGUUAGAGUAGCCACUUCUGCAUUACACCUGUCACAAAUAGGGUUUAUAUUAG
Messenger RNA from Hypanus sabinus (Atlantic stingray), 4429 nucleotides. Its product is annotated as zinc finger protein 585A-like. The transcript is spliced from 3 exons. The record is from RefSeq and is a predicted model, not a curated record. NCBI's taxonomy places the organism in Eukaryota, Metazoa, Chordata, Chondrichthyes, Myliobatiformes, Dasyatidae. Gene Ontology annotation, molecular function: DNA-binding transcription factor activity; RNA polymerase II cis-regulatory region sequence-specific DNA binding. Gene Ontology annotation, biological process: regulation of transcription by RNA polymerase II. The coding region runs from base 1582 to 2973 and encodes 463 amino acids.